Molecule: messenger RNA, 2193 nt
Organism: Aspergillus oryzae RIB40
Lineage: Eukaryota; Fungi; Ascomycota; Eurotiomycetes; Eurotiales; Aspergillaceae
Product: putative telomere silencing protein Zds1
Exons: 3
Coding region: 1-2193 (730 amino acids)
Biological process (GO): establishment of cell polarity; positive regulation of G2/M transition of mitotic cell cycle
Cellular component (GO): cytoplasm; cell septum
Source: RefSeq, a predicted model, not a curated record
AUGUCACGGAGGCCAUUGGUCAUAUUCAACAAUCAUCACCCCGUGAACGGAAAGUCCCGGCCGCCCACUGAUGGGGCCACUUCUUUGGAUAGGGAAAGUAGCAGUCCAGCAUCACCUAGCUCAACCGCAUCACCUGGAUCAACAGACACCGCCACUACAUCUUUCCCCCUCAACGACAUUGACUACGAGUCAGACCCUGCUGCUGUGGCCCAAGAACUCAACAAUCUUGCCGCUAUCCGACGAAUGUCCAUGGAUGUAGCUGCCACGGGUGAUCCUGACCUUCCGAGCUUCAACUCCGAUUUUUCCGUACCACCCUCCCCCUCCGCCGACGAAAAUGACGCUGCUCGGUUAUUUUGGGUUCCUGCACGUCUGCAUCCAGAGUUAGCCCCUAAGGAGUUCAAAUCCUUCCUCGAGAGUAAGACGGAGCAAAUAAAGCGGAGAUCUGGUGACUUCAACUCCCUAGGACCGGAACGCCAAGGAUCAAGUGGAGGUCUUAGGCGGAAAAGGUCUAUGUUGUCUAGACAAAUCGACAAUUCUCAUGGCUAUACGGAUGGCGCAGAACGGUUAGAAAGAAAACGAUCUCAGUCGAGACGGGAUCCUCUGACCCCUAAUCUACAAGAAUUGGAAAGCUUGGUAGAUAAUUCUAAACCGCGAAGUACGAGUCCUGUUACUUUGUUAAAUGAAAUUCAGAACCUCGGAAUCACGGCAGAUGAAGACAGGCCGAUCCUUCCACCCGCGCCCCCAGGUCACAGUCUUAGACGAUCCACGAGGACUCAAUACAGAAAGGCAGGAAGUUUGAAAAAGGGUGAAAAGCUCCCUUAUUCCAAGCGAUUCGCAAAAGCCUCCGACUUGAAGGAGGGUACCUUAUCAACUGCAAAUUCCUUUGGUGAACAGGCUACCUCGGGUCUCACCCGAGUAUCAACCGAUCCCACUCCCAGCAUAACCCGAAAUCAGGCCUCGGGAAUACCUGCUCAGUCCGCAGCAUCACCCUCUAACGAAACAACCCGCUCCGCGCCUGAAUCUGUCUCGGACCAGCCGCAGUCUGGAAAUGACCGGCCAAGUGAGUCCUCAACAGUGGAAACUGGGGGGCAAACAAAUGCAUCCUCGCAGACACGUCAGUGGCACUCGCGCCUUAGCUCAAAUGGGCGGUCAACUUUGAACAUUCCGCCUACAGAACAAAAGAUUCCAGAGAUUAUUGAGACCCCUCCACCGGAAUCUAACGCAGCACCUACGACCCAAACCUCACUGUCAAGUGCCACCUCUGGGCGCGGAUUCGCUCAUGACUCCCCAUCGCCAUCGUCUUCGCCGGCGAAGGGAUCAGGGAACUACGAUCAAAGUUCAAGCAAAUGGUCACUACACAACCGCAUGCAUAGCAAGGACAGCGCGAGCACCCUUAGUGACUUCGCUAACAGUCCUCAGGCUCUGCCAGGAAAUAGCACCCGGACAGAUAGUCUUUCAUUCAUUCCUACCUUGUCAGAGGAACGCAAGCCUGAAACGAAGAAAUCGAAGGAUAAGAAGGAGUCAGAAGGUAGCCGCAAGUCGAGCUGGCACUGGCUGUUAGGCAGCGAGGAGAAAGACAAGGACAAGGACAAAGAAAAGAAAAAGGACAAGGAGAGCGAUGCUAAGAAGAUUAAAGCCAAACUAGUUGAUAAAGUCCAUGAGACAGCGAACGCUCUCCCGUCUUCUAACGAUUCAGGGCAACGUGGACGUGAGAGCCUUGUCUUGGACCGGCUCGACCCUAAAUUGGAAGAAGAACGUCGAAAGGACCAUGUUAGAAGGACUUCGGGGGAGUCAAAGAAAGAGAAGGAGUCCGGCUUGUUCUCUUCAUUAUUUGGAGGUGGCAAGAAAAAGAGCAGUACCGAUAGUCAUCAUAAGAAAAGCUCAUCUCGGACCUUGUCUCCUGACCCGCCACCACGGGAACUUCGGCCUGAUGUUGAUUAUCCUUGGACCCGUUUCACCAUUCUGGAAGAGAGGGCUAUUUACAGAAUGGCCCACAUCAAGCUUGCGAACCCCCGGCGCGCGUUGUACUCACAGGUUCUACUCAGCAACUUCAUGUAUUCGUACUUGGCCAAGGUACAACAAAUGCAUCCCCUAAUGCUCGCUUCGUCGGCAUCGCAGAGACAUCAGAAGGCAAGGGACCAACAGGAUGAUUAUUCAGGGUACCAGCAAUAUCAAGAGCUACACACCCGUUAA